GGCGGAACGGGAGCCCGAGGUGGCUUCAUUGCUGUCGCCGGCGCCGCAGCAGCGAGAGCUCCUCGGCUCUGCAGAGACGCUCGCUCACCUCGGCUUUCCCCAACGAACGCCCCCCCCGGGACGGCACCCAACUGCCACCGGCGCCCGCAUCUGGAUUUGGCGGCGAGAUACUUGGUAUUGGAAGGCGCGGGGCCCGGGGCCAUCCAGGUCGUGGGCACCGAGCAUCCGAGGAACAUGGGAACCGGAGUCCCGGCCUCGGAGCAGAUCAGCUGUGCCAAAGGAGAGGCUCGUUGCCCUGAGGAUACCGGAGGCACCGAGGCCGUGCACGUUCCAGACUGCGAGAGUCCUGAGGCCAGUGGAUCCCCGAAUGAGCCAGGCUCCUGUGAUCCAGAGGACUCUGGGCAGCUGAUGGCCUCCUAUGAGGGUACAGCCCGGGGCUACCGGGUACCUCCCUUUGGCUGGCGCAUCUGCCUGGCUCAUGAGUUUGCCGAGAAGAGGAAACCCUUUCAAGCUAACAACGUCUCCCUUAGCAACCUGAUAAAGCAUCUGGGCAUGGGUUUGAGGUACUUGAAGUGGUGGUACCGGAAGACACAGGUGGAAAAGAAGACUCCUUUCAUCGACAUGUUCAAUUGUGUGCCCCUGAGACAGAUCUACGGUUGUCCCUUGGGUGGCAUUGGGGGCGGCACGAUCACCCGUGGCUGGAGAGGUCAGUUCUGUCGUUGGCAGCUUGAUCCUGGAAUGUACCAGCACCGCACAGUCAUCGCUGACCAAUUCACAGUGUGCUUGCGUCGGGAGGGGAGGACGGUGUACCAGCAAGUCCUGUCCCUGGAGCGCCCGAGUGUCCUGCGCAGCUGGAACUGGGGCCUGUGUGGGUACUUUGCUUUCUACCACGCCCUCUAUCCCCGAGCCUGGACUGUCUAUCAGCUUCCUGGCCAGAACGUCACCCUCACCUGCCGCCAGAUCACACCGAUCCUGCCCCACGACUACCAGGACAGCUGCCUGCCUGUAGGAGUCUUUGUGUGGGACGUGGAAAACGAAGGGGACGAAGCUCUGGAUGUGUCCAUCAUGUUCUCCAUGCGGAAUGGACUAGGGGAUGGAGACGAUGCCACAGGGGGUCUGUGGAAUGAGCCCUUCUGUCUGGAGCGAGAUGGGCAGACCGUCCAGGGGCUGCUGCUACACCAUCCAACUGUUCCGAAUCCCUACACAAUGGCUGUGGCUGCGCGCCUCACGGCAGACACCACGGUCACCCACAUCACAGCCUUUGACCCUGAUGGCACUGGGCAGCAGGUGUGGCAGGAUCUACUUCAGGAUGGACAGCUGGACUCCCCUGCUGGACAAAGCACUCCUUCCCAGAAAGGAGUGGGCGUCGCUGGAGCUGUCUGUGUUUCCAGCAAGCUGCCACCGCGAGGCCAGUGCCGCCUAGAGUUUUCACUGGCUUGGGACAUGCCCAAGAUCAUGUUUGGAGCUAAGGGCCAAGUCUACCACAGGCGGUACACAAGAUUCUUUGGCCCAGAUGGUGAUGCAGCACCUGCCCUUAGCCACUAUGCACUGUGCCGAUAUGCAGACUGGGAAGACAGGAUCUCAGCCUGGCAGAGCCCGGUACUGGAUGACAGAUCCUUGCCUGCCUGGUACAAAUCUGCACUAUUCAAUGAACUAUACUUCGUGGCCGAUGGAGGCACAGUGUGGCUGGAAGUUCCUGAGGACUCCCUCCCAGAGGAGCUGGAAGGGGGCAUGUGUCAGCUGCGCCCCAUCCUACGUGACUACGGUCGAUUUGGCUACCUUGAGGGCCAGGAGUAUCGCAUGUACAACACAUAUGAUGUCCACUUUUACGCUUCCUUUGCCCUCAUCAUGCUCUGGCCCAAACUCGAGCUCAGUCUACAGUAUGACAUGGCUCUGGCCACUCUGAAGGAGGACCUGACACGGCGACGGUACCUGAUGAGUGGGGUGAUGGGACCUGUGAAAAGGAAGAAUGUCAUCCCCCAUGAUGUUGGGGACCCAGAUGAUGAGCCGUGGCUCCGGAUCAAUGCAUACUUGAUCCACGACACAGCUGACUGGAAGGACCUGAACCUGAAGUUUGUGUUGCAAGUGUACCGGGACUAUUACCUGACGGGUGACCAAAGCUUCCUGAAGGACAUGUGGCCUGUGUGUCUAGCUGUGAUGGAGUCGGAGAUGAAGUUUGACAAGGACCACGAUGGACUCAUUGAGAAUGGAGGCUAUGCAGACCAGACCUACGAUGGAUGGGUCACCACCGGCCCCAGUGCCUACUGUGGAGGGCUGUGGCUGGCGGCGGUGGCUGUGAUGGUCCAGGUGGCUGCUCUUUGUGGGGCCCAGGACAUGCAGGAUAAGUUUGCUCGCAUCCUCCGCCGGGGCCAAGAAGCCUAUGAGAGACUGCUAUGGAACGGCCGCUAUUACAACUAUGACAGCAGCUCUCAGCCUCAGUCUCGUAGUGUCAUGUCUGACCAGUGCGCUGGACAGUGGUUCCUGAGGGCCUGUGGCCUAGGAGAAGGAGACACUGAGGUGUUUCCCACUCCACACGUGGUCCGUGCGCUCCAAACGAUCUUCGAACUCAAUGUCCAGGCCUUCGCAGGAGGGGGAAUGGGGGCCGUGAAUGGGAUGCAGCCCCAUGGUGUGCCCGAUAGAUCCAGUGUGCAGUCUGAUGAAGUCUGGGUGGGUGUGGUCUACGGGCUAGCAGCCACCAUGAUCCAAGAGGGCCUGACUCGGGAGGGCUUCCUGACAGCUGAAGGCUGCUACCGAACCGUGUGGGAGCGCCUGGGCCUGGCCUUCCAGACCCCAGAGGCAUACUGCCAGCAGCGUGUAUUCCGCUCGCUGGCCUACAUGCGGCCACUGAGCAUCUGGGCCAUGCAGCUGGCCCUGCAACAACAGCAGGAGAAAAAGGCCUCCAGGCAAACAGUUGGACAGGACAGAGGACUAAGCAAAGGGGCUAAAUCUGGACCAAAGGAAUUGCCUUAGUAAACCUGAGCCCA
This is a messenger RNA of Lepus europaeus (European hare), 2984 nucleotides long. It is a transcript of the gene GBA2, whose product is annotated as glucosylceramidase beta 2. The transcript has 17 exons. The coding region runs from base 235 to 2970 and encodes 911 amino acids. The record is from RefSeq and is a predicted model, not a curated record. Gene Ontology annotation, biological process: glucosylceramide catabolic process; carbohydrate metabolic process; central nervous system development. Gene Ontology annotation, cellular component: membrane. Gene Ontology annotation, molecular function: glucosylceramidase activity; beta-glucosidase activity. Lineage: Eukaryota; Metazoa; Chordata; Mammalia; Lagomorpha; Leporidae.